AUGGAAACUCAAGUUGCGGAACACGUUAGAGGAAGAGGUAUGAAUAAGCGACAAUGGACCGUUGUAGAAGACAGCAAACUAGUUGAAGUUUUACUUGACUUGGCAGGAAAUGGCCAAUGGAAAUGUGAUAAUGGAACUUUUAAAGAUGGAUUUCUAACACAAAUAGAGAAGCUCUUGGAAGACAAGAUGCCUAGAGGUGCCCAUCCGAAUGCAAGAGGAUUAAGAAACAAACCAUUCCCUCACUAUGAAAGCCUAUCUCUUAUUUUCGGCAAGGAUCGUUCUAAUGGUGAAGGAGCUGAAAAUGCAGCUGAUACUGUUGAUGAACAAAAGCCUGAAUGGAAGAGAGUUCGAGGUGAUAAUUUGGCUAUCAAAUUGACUGGUGUGACCAAACAGUUGAAAGCAAUAUUUGGCGAUGCAAAUGACCACAUUGCGAAGCUUGCAAAUUGUUUUUAG
Molecule: messenger RNA, 453 nt
Organism: Oldenlandia corymbosa var. corymbosa
Lineage: Eukaryota; Viridiplantae; Streptophyta; Magnoliopsida; Gentianales; Rubiaceae
Source: the annotation of a GenBank genome assembly